UGCAAUAUCUUGAAAUAGUCGUCGGAUUUCCCUUGGCGGAAAAGUAGAAUUGCCUGGUGUAAGGGCGUGUCAGCGGAUGAGCCAAACCGUACCCGUAAGAGCGCCGGCUCGUAAUCGAUGAGAAUUCGAACUGUCUCGAAAUCGGCGUUGCGUAUUGCAUACACCAAAGGCGUUUUGUCGUCGGUGUCCUUUUUACUGACAAAAUCAUAGCGGUCUUGCUUAUUGGGGUUCUGCUGUUCAACGAUGAGCAAGACCUGUCGAACCAGCUCGGGACACCACGAGUCGGCAACACGGUGUAAGACAUUCUUGCCAUCCAAGCUGUCGCGGUCGCCCUUUUUCACAAUGCUUGUAUUUUCGCGCAAGAUGUCCUGGCUGAUUCGUAGAUAUAUGUCCUCUUCCUCUUUACGACUGGGUUUGAACGCUUCUUCCGCUUCUUCCGCUUCUUCCUCUUUUCGGCUUGUUUUUGAAAUUUCUUCUCCUUUGCGCGUAGCCUUGAAUGCCUCUUCUUCUUCACGAUUGGCCUUGAAGGCUUUGUAUUUGGCCAGGAGAGCCGAAUCGAAGCACUCAGAGGCCCAAUCCUUCUCCUGGAGCUCCGAGAGCAAAACGUGCCUAAUUAGCUCGUUAUCCGGGUCUUUAAGUAACCGUAUAUAGUCUUCUGGCCCCUGACGUGGUUCCUAGUGGUGUUGAUGUCAAUAAG
Mytilinidion resinicola is the source of this 697-nucleotide messenger RNA. RefSeq lists its product as uncharacterized. The record is from RefSeq and is a predicted model, not a curated record. Lineage: Eukaryota; Fungi; Ascomycota; Dothideomycetes; Mytilinidiales; Mytilinidiaceae. The coding region runs from base 244 to 651 and encodes 135 amino acids. The transcript has a single exon.